AUGUGUUCUCCUGCCAGUCCCAAAAUCAUAUACAGGAAUUCCCGGUUCCUCCGGUUGGCUUUUCUGCAGCUUUAUCACCAGCAACAGAGUGGGGUGUUCUGUGAUGUCCUUCUGCAGGCAGAAGGUGAGGUAGUCCCAGCCCAUUGCUGUAUCCUGUCUGCCUGCAGCCCCUUCUUCACAGAGCGCCUGGAGAGGGAGAAGCCAGCUCAGGGUUGUAAGGUGUUGCUGGAGCUGGGGGGCCUGAAGAUCAGGACACUUAGGAAGCUGGUGGACUUCCUAUAUACCUCAGAGAUGGAAGUAUCUCUAGAAGAAGCCCAAGACGUGCUUUCUGCUGCCCGUCAGCUCCACAUAUCUGAGUUAGAAUCCCUUCAGCUAGAGGGUGGGAAGUUGGUGAAGGCCCCUCAGGGUCGAAGACUGAACCGGGAGUGCUUACAACCUCCCAGUGCUGCACCAAUCUCUGCCAGGGUGCUGGCAUCCAGCCACUGCCCUAGAACUCCACCUGUUACCCAGACUCCCUGUCCCCUUGGAGCAGUGAGACUGAAGUCAGGGAAGGAUGAGGGGGCCCAGGACAAGAGCAACCGACGGAAUGCAGAGAACUCAUCUGGCACUCUUCUGCUCAAGAGGAAGGCCAGAGCCUGCCCACCUCUGCAAGAAGAAAGCUCUUCACCAUCAAGCCACAGUCAAGGAUCUAAAGAGAACAAGAGUGAGCCUAUCCUUGGUCCUACAGAGCUUUCCCCACCCAGUUUGUACCCCUCUGUGGAUAAGCGACUCUUGCCCAGAAAGAUCAGGCUGAGUCGUUCAAAGCCACCACCUGAUGUCUGUACAUCCAAGCCUUCCAGCAUUUUAAGUGGACCCAGUUCAGUGCCAUCAGCCCCUGGCCGGCGUCUUUGGCGACAGAAAAGUAUAAAUAAAGAAGUGCUAGAGGACAAGCAUAAAUCAGGGAGAGCUAGUCCUCUACAGAGCACCCAAAGCCCAUCUGGUCUAGGAAAGACAGGUGGGAGUAAGAAGUGGAGCCCUGAAGUCAGGGCACCUAAUUCAGACUCUGCAGAGGAGGGGCAGAUUGGGAGAGUGAAACUUAGGAAGACUGUCAAUGGGACCUGCUGGGAGGUGGUGCAAGAGCCUCCCCUGAAAACCUCUAAAGAUAGCCCUCAUAUCCCAGAAUCUGGAGACUCAGAAGAGCCUCCAGGGAUUCAGCCAUCCUCAGUUAACCAGCAGGGAAUGUCAUCUAGAACAGACUUGUGUCAGGACUCCCCAGUGUGCUCCAGGCUGCAAGACAUUCUGCUCUCUGCUAGCCACUCCCCAGAACACCCAGUGGUGAAGUCCGAGUUUGGCUCCAGUCCAGAGCUGGUAGGGAAGGAACCUGGGUUUGAUAUUGACUGCAGAGAGCCAUAUGCAUUUGACACAGCCCUGCUGGAGCAGCCCUGUGAAGCUGAGGAGUACCGAAUCACAAGUGUUGCUGCCACCAGUGAGCUGGAGGAGAUCCUGGACUUCAUGCUAUGUGGCUCAGACAUUGAGCCACCUACAGUAUCUCUGGAGAGUCCCGGGGCUGAGGGCUGUACGACCCCAAGUUAUCACCUGACAGAAACGGGAAAGAACUGGACCGAAGGGGAAGAAUGGUAUUUACCAGACAUGGAACUAUGGCCCAGGGAGCUCACAGGAUUGGAAAAAGAACCUGUUGGUGAGAACAAAGAGCCAAUUGAACCCUUUUGCCCCUUUGUCAUGCCCUCUAAGAUUAGUGAAGGGGAGGUGCUUUCAGUAGGACACUCUUGGACUCAAGACCGAGAAAUUUCCAGCUCCCAGCCACUGGAUGGUCAGAGGAACAAACUUCUCCAUAUUGACUCCCUUGACCCUCCCCAGAGGUCCUAUGGGGACCUCUCACCUCCCUCUUCUAACUGGGUGGAGACUGGGCUGGAAGUAUCCCUAACUAUGGAAGAGGUGUUGUAUCCUGCUUCAGAACCAGGCAAGGAGGUGCUUAGCAACUCCGAGCCAUUAGACCCACUUCCUGCCAGCCCUGAAGAGGAAGAGAUUGAUGUAGAAGACUGGACAUCAGAAGGAAGGCUGGUGCCCACCAGUAUUCCCUCUGUAUGGCCUGACCCUUCCUCAGAGUCAGAAACAGAGGUAGACAUACUAACCUAG
Messenger RNA from Molossus molossus (Pallas's mastiff bat), 2136 nucleotides. It is a transcript of the gene BTBD18, whose product is annotated as BTB domain containing 18. Gene Ontology annotation, biological process: positive regulation of transcription elongation by RNA polymerase II. Gene Ontology annotation, molecular function: protein binding. Lineage: Eukaryota; Metazoa; Chordata; Mammalia; Chiroptera; Molossidae. The coding region runs from base 1 to 2136 and encodes 711 amino acids. The record is from RefSeq and is a predicted model, not a curated record. The transcript is spliced from 2 exons.